Saccoglossus kowalevskii is the source of this 4206-nucleotide messenger RNA. RefSeq lists its product as uncharacterized. The record is from RefSeq and is a predicted model, not a curated record. Gene Ontology annotation, molecular function: protein binding; serine-type endopeptidase activity. NCBI's taxonomy places the organism in Eukaryota, Metazoa, Hemichordata, Enteropneusta, Harrimaniidae. Gene Ontology annotation, biological process: proteolysis.
GUGCAGGAGACACCACAACAUACACUCACUCUGAACUACAGUGACCGGAAAUAAGCAGUGAGUUCUACCCGGGCAACAAACAGACAGCACCUUGAACGCUCGGUAGCCGAUUAUUGCACACAUUUUCACCACGCUGUAGUCGACGAUCUGUUGGUCACAGUAUCCAAGAGAUCAAUCAUGUUGACCUUCCAGACCAUCCUCGUCCUGGCUAUUGUAUGUUUCGUAGCCUCGUUCGAGGAUACAUGUCCAAAACAAUGCCAUUGUCUUCACGUAUCUCAUGAAGAAGCGCCACAUGUAGACCAGGUGCACGAGUACAUGGAAAAGUAUAACUGGGUUGAUGGGAAGAUGGCUGUGGCUUGUUUUGGGAGAUCACGCAUACCAACUGAUUUAAGUGGCGAUUUAAGACGAGAUGUGAAUUAUAUUUUGAUGAUUGGAUCAAAGAAGAAAAGGAACAAUAUACAAAGUGAUCAACCAGAAUACCAAUCUCUGACACCCGUGGCGUCUCGUGGCAUAGUAAAAAGACCUGGUCAGUUAAAGACUAUACCAAUUGAUUCAUUUCAAGGCAUGACAAAUCUUCUGCAUCUUGAUGUUAGUGAAAACCGAAUAAAACGUCUCCAAGGUGACGAGUUUGAUGAUCUACAAAAUGUGAGGAUCCUGUCAUUACGCGGCAAUCGUAUUAGAGAUCUUCCAGCGGGUGUGUUCAAGAACUUGUCAAGCAUUCAAACAUUAGACCUGUCUGAAAACCGUCUCCAUGGUGUCAAAGAAACGAUAUUUUACUUCAUGCCGAAUUUACGAAAGCUUUUAAUCAAUAAUAAUUUAGUAACUGCUUUGACUGACUCGAUUUUUGAAAGUUUGCCAAACUUGGAAGUCUUGAAUCUGGCACAUAACAGGAUCCGAUCCUUCUCCCCAGAGUGGCUAAAGGAUUUACGGCAGCUCAGAGAAUUGAUUCUCGAUGGUAAUCGUAUUGACUUACUGUCUUACGAGUUCUUCACUGGUAUGGACAGCUUAGAAACCCUUUCUUUGAAGGACAACCGGAUCGCUCAAAUGUCCCAUUAUGUGUUCUAUUAUUUACCAAACUUACGAUCCAUUGACCUUUCCAACAACCAGAUCAAUGAUGUCGAUUCCACGAUGUUGUGGAGUCAGGAGAACUUGUAUGGAAUUGACCUCUCCUAUAAUAAUAUCUCAAAAAUUGACGAUCUGGCAUUCCAACACACAGCAAACCUGGUUCAACUUAAUUUGGAAAACAACAACAUUGAUACGAUUUCAUCGAAUACAUUUUCUGGACUUAGAAACAUUAUUCAACUUCGUUUAUCCUCUAACCAAAUUGCUGAGAUCCAAUCAGAUGCGUUUGCAGACAUGUUACAACUGCAAAUCAUAACUCUGUCCAAUAACCGUCUUGCGAGAAUUGAACAUGAACUUCUCUCUGGUCUAGAUAUGCUUCACACAUUAUACCUUGACAACAACGAGAUCACCGACUUAAGUGGCGAAGAAUUGAACAGAUCCCCAAAAAUUACCUGGUUAUAUCUGAGAAACAACAAGCUUCAAAAUUUUGGUCCCCAAAUAUUUCAUGGUCUACACGAAUUGCAACUUGUAGAUGCGAGUUAUAACAGCAUAGCAAAUAUUGACAUUGAUACUUUUAGUCGGCAGAUGAACUUAAAAACCCUGUUCCUCAACAACAACCAACUAAGAAAGAUAGAUGAUGGAGUAUUCAGAGCGGCAAAUAAUCUUGAGAUCUUUGAUGCAGGACACAAUGCCAUUGAAGAACUGUCUCGAGGUGCAUUCACGGGAAUGGAGAAGAUAAAAAUUGUGAACUUAGAAAACAACCGAUUGGAGGAAAUUUCGCCAACGGUGUUGUAUGACAUUCAUGGUGUCGAGCAACUUAAUUUGAAUGGCAACAAUCUUCAGUUGCUACCAACGGAAAUGUUCACCACGAUGCAUAGCUUGAAAAUUUUAUUGCUCGCCAAUAACCGCAUCAACACAUUGACUAUGCCACUGUAUCCCCAAGUACAACUUGUAAAACUAGAUCUCUAUGGCAACGAAUUGGACAGAAUCAGAGGUUAUAUCACUGUGGCUCUUGCUGACCAAGCCUCUGUAAAUUUGGCAGGUAACCCAUGGAGAUGUGAUUGCCACAUAAAGAAUAUAUUAGAACUGUUCAAAGAUGCAAACAUAGAGAUUACAACAUUAGACGAAAUGCAGUGUGCUGCUCCAGAAUACUUGAAAGGUCAACAGCUUGAGGGAUUGAAUGCGGAUGACACCACGUGCGAAUUAAGCUGUCCAUCGACAAAAAUCAUCCAAUGUAUUUCAGACUUCCUCAAAAGUAGUGACACAACAACCAAAACAAAAGCUGCCCCCUUCUUAUGACCAAUUCGAGUCAUCAGACAAGUCACAACCGACACCACCGUCCUCAGCUCAGUCACAUUCAUCAGAGACUCAGAAGGAACCUGUACGUGUUAUUACAAACAAUCGCCAACUGCCAGCUAACUAUGGCCACGAAGAUAAGAGGAUUGUGGACUAUCCGACUCUGUGGCCUUGGCAUGCCUUGGUAUGGGAUGACGCGUCAAACACCAUACUCUGUAACGCGGCCAUAAUUGGGGCCAAAUGGAUCAUCACCACAAAGAGCUGUUUCGACAAGAAGUUUCUUAUGUACGAUUGGCAGCCUAUCGGAAACUACGGUACAACAGACCUCAUUCUCAAGCCUCAGAAAAUUAUCGUCAAGCUAGGAAAAAACAGUGAUCUUUUUGGGUUUGAAAGAAACGAAAAGAAUUUCGGCAUCAGAAACGUGUAUGCCCCCAAUUCGGCGUUUGACUUUGAAACCUUGGUGAGCGGUCGGGAUUCUCCCGUGCUGAUAGAACUACAGUCAUCUGCUAUGCCCUUCACCGCAUACAUCCAAUCAAUACCAUUAAAGUUUGGUGGUUUUUAUGGAAGCAACACACGAGAAACAGAUAAAUCUAGAGCGGUGAUGUCCAUUUGGGGGUCUGAUUCACGAGAUUACUACCCAAAAGACCAACUUCGACGCAGUCCCAUGGAAACUGUUCCAUGCUCGUUUUACAGUGAGCGAUAUAGUUUAUGCGCAGGGAACGCGGAUAGCAUGACACACUGACCCCAUCUGUGGAGCAAAAUGUAGGAGCUCCUCUUGUUAAUAAAGAAGGGAAUGAUGACUGGCAACUAGUUGGAUUGAAAACAGAAAAGACGGAAGGUGACGUUGAUGUUUUUGUUCGACUAAGAGAAUACACCGACUGGAUUUAUCGAAGGGUGCAACUAUGAAAGAACUAUGACCACAAAAAACAUGAAACUGCCAUUCCAACUUUUCAGUGCAAAGUUCUUGUAAAGAAAACUAUCUGAAAUCUGAAAAGACCUAGCUUCUCAGAGUUAGCUGGACUAAUUCAAUAUAAUAUCGAAUAGAGCCACCACAAGACGUUAUGAAGCUAGUAUAUCGUAUUGAUGUGUAUGCAUUGUUACUGACGUGGCUGAUUUAACAUAACAUUAACGAGGCAACACGGAUAGAUAUUUUUAAAUAGUCCUAUUACAUUUUGCAUGCUGAUAUACACUGGCGUAUAAUUUAACAUAAACUAAACUAGUUUAAUAGCAACAUAUAUAAUAGUAUUGGAUGGAAUCAGAAUAACGCAUGCAUGUUUAAGUAAUUCAUUAUCUCAUUCAAUGAAAAAUAUUCUGCAUGCAACUACAGUGUGUAUUACUUUCCCAUACGCCGUAACUGUAAAUUAGCAUGCAAUAUACUGUAGAUGGAUUAUGUAUAUAUAUCCACAUUGUCUCUUAAAACUUUAUAAGAAAAUAAUUAAAUGUUUAGUUCUAUUUUCAGAACUGCCUUUUCCAAACUAAAUGGUGCUGAACUGUUUUAAUAUUCAAAUUUGCAAGAUAUAAUUUAAUCAAAGGCAUUUCCCGUAAAUUGGGUUGUAUGGCGCCAUCUAGUGUCGAAUAUUUAAUGGCAGCACCAAACCUCAGGCGGUGCUGCUUUAAUAGAAUUACAACUCCAAAUCCAUUGGAGGAAAUUUUUUAAACUUUUUACCCUUUGAAUAUAUGAAUUUUUAAACAUAUUUCUAGCGUUUUUCUCUCUAAAUAUCUGUUUUUAAAAACAUAGUAGUACGCAUUAUAAAUUUAGAGACUAGUUUCUAUGCACAGCCUUGACUUUUGUAUGAGAAUAAUAUAUUGUUCUAUUCUCUUUUCACAAUUAAAUUUUCAAUUUUUAUA